AUGAAGAUCGCCGUCGCUCUCAGUCUCGUCUCCCUAGCCGUCGCAGUGCCUCCCCAGCGGCCUCCAAGCCCUGCCCUCAGUGAAACGGGCUUCAACAACGUUAACAACCCUAACAACUUCAACAACUUCAAUAAUGUCAACAAUGCCCAGCGUCCCCCAAGUCCUGCGCUGAGUGACGCUGGCACGCAUCCUGCUCCCCCGCAACAGGCUACCCCUAUCCCCGCCAACAUCCAAGGGCUCGAUGCCUCAUUCAGCGUCAUAUGCGGACAGGCCACAGUCACGGGAGACGACAUCCACAAAGCCAUUUCCCUCGGAGUCAGCCUAGACCGCCAGGGAACACAACUAGCUGAUUUUCCCCAUGAUUACUCCAAUUACGAGAACUUCAGAUUCCUACACAAAAAGUGCAAUAGGAACAAGGGGCUGCACCGCAAAGAGAUGACGAUCGUCAAGGGGGAAUAUUUCAAUGGGAGAUGGGAAUAUGUGAAACGGUUCCGGGCCAUUUUUAUACAUGAUCCCAGCUCGCCGGUGGAUCAGAACGGCAGACCGAGUGCGAUAUACUGUGGGACGAUCUAUCAUCCGCGGGGAGCGAAUGCGUUUAAUGGGUGUGAUGUUAGGAGAGUCGAGUCAAAUGUAGCUGUUUGA
This is a messenger RNA of Aspergillus nomiae NRRL 13137, 642 nucleotides long. RefSeq lists its product as uncharacterized. Lineage: Eukaryota; Fungi; Ascomycota; Eurotiomycetes; Eurotiales; Aspergillaceae. The record is from RefSeq and is a predicted model, not a curated record. Gene Ontology annotation, molecular function: RNA binding; RNA nuclease activity. The coding region runs from base 1 to 642 and encodes 213 amino acids. The transcript is spliced from 3 exons.